Molecule: messenger RNA, 3160 nt
Organism: Musa acuminata subsp. malaccensis (wild Malaysian banana)
Lineage: Eukaryota; Viridiplantae; Streptophyta; Magnoliopsida; Zingiberales; Musaceae
Product: ATP-dependent zinc metalloprotease FTSH 9, chloroplastic/mitochondrial
Biological process (GO): proteolysis
Cellular component (GO): membrane; chloroplast thylakoid
Molecular function (GO): metalloendopeptidase activity; ATP binding; ATP hydrolysis activity
Source: RefSeq, a predicted model, not a curated record
CUUCGCCUCUCUCUCUCUCUCUCUCUCUCCUUCUCCUUCCCCUCUUCAACUCCGACUCCCGUGGCUUUCGAUCGUCAUAAAACUCUAACACCAAACUCCCUCAACUCAGGCUGAGGGAGCGGGAGCGAGAGAGAGAGAGAGAGAGAGAGAGAGAGUGCGGCGUCGCCAUUUAUGAUGACCGCCGUCCAGGCCUCCCUCUUCUUCCGGCCCCUGUCUUCGCCCUCCCUCUCCCGUCCCCCCAAGCGCCUCUCCCCAGCCUUCUUGAUCCCCUCUCACCUCCAUACGUCCCGCUUCCACUGCCGCCUCGCCCUCGGCUCUGUCCCCCGCGCAUUGCCUCCCGAGAACUCGGACCCGGCCCUGGAACCCUCCUCCCCUGAUAAAGAUUCCUCCUUGGAUGCCCAACCCUCCCGGGGCUCCCAGCUUUCGCAGGAAACCGGUGGAGAGAGCUCGAGAGGGGAGCCCGAUGCGGCCGCCGUGGUUGGCGCGGUCGGAAAUGGUGCUUCUUUUGUGGAUAAGUCAUCGGUGGAGAAGACAAGGACGGAGGGCAGGUUCCGCCUCAUGGCGUUCUUGAUGGGAGCCCUCGCUUCGGCCAGGAAGGGUUUGGAUGCGGUUUUGAUGUCGGAAUGGCUCAGCUGGUGGCCCUUCUGGAGAAAGGAGCAGAGGCUGGAGUGGCUGAUCGCGGAUGCCGAUGCAAACCCCAGGGAUGCUGCCAAGCAAAGCGCUCUCCUUGCGGAGCUCAAUAAACACAGUCCUGAAGCAACAAUCAGACGCUUUGAACAAAGAAAUCAUGUAGUUGAUAGCAGAGGAGUUGCAGAAUAUAUUCGAGCUCUUGUUUUAACUAAUACCCUCGCAGAGUAUCUUCCAGAUGAGAGUUCAGGAAGACCUUCCAAUCUUCCAACACUGUUGCAAGAGUUGAAGCAACGUGCAUCUGGAAGCGAGGACAAGUUGCUCUUGAAUCCUGGAAUAUCAGAGAAGCGGCCACUUCAUGUUGUUAUGGUUGAUCCUAAAGCAUCAAACAAGUCACCACAAUUUGCUCAAGAACUCCUUUCAACCAUCUUGUUCAUCGUUGCUGUCGGCUUGAUGUGGGUAUUAGGUGCAGCUGCACUGCGAAAGUAUGUUGGCAGCUUAGGUGGUAUUGGGACUUCUGGUGUUGGUUCGAGUGCCACAUAUGCACCCAGAGAGUUAAACAAAGAAAUUUUACCAGAGAAGAAUGCUAAAACCUUUAAAGAUGUUAGAGGUUGUGAUGAUGCAAAGCAAGAGCUUGAGGAAGUAGUUGAUUAUCUUAAGAACCCAGGAAAGUUCACUCGCCUUGGUGGGAAAUUGCCUAAGGGAAUUCUCUUGACUGGUGCUCCUGGCACUGGAAAGACUCUUCUUGCAAAGGCUGUUGCUGGUGAAGCUGGUGUGCCUUUCUUCUACAAAGCAGGUUCUGAAUUCGAGGAAAUGUUUGUUGGAGUUGGAGCUAGUCGUAUGAGAUCAUUAUUUCAGGCGGCUAAGAAAAAGGCACCUUGCAUUAUUUUCAUUGAUGAAAUAGAUGCUGUGGGUUCCACUAGAAAGCAGUGGGAGGGACAUGCUAAGAAAACGUUGCAUCAACUGCUUGUGGAAAUGGACGGAUUUGAGCAGAAUGAGGGGAUAAUAUUGAUGGCUGCUACGAACUUGCCAGAUAUACUUGAUCCAGCAUUGACAAGACCUGGUAGAUUCGAUCGGCAUAUUGUUGUUCCAAGUCCCGAUGUGCAGGGUCGACAGGAGAUUCUGAAGCUUUACUUGCAGGACAAACCAUUAGCUGAUGAUAUAGACGUAAAUGCAAUUGCUCGUGGUACUCCUGGCUUCACUGGAGCAGAUCUUGCAAACUUGGUAAAUAUCGGUGCCAUUAAGGCUGCAGUAGACGGCGUUGACAAGAUAACUGCUGCGCAUUUGGAAUUUGCAAAGGAUAGGAUGAUUAUGGGUACAGAAAGGAAGGCCAUGUUUAUAUCUGAAGAAUCAAGGAAGCUCACUGCUUACCAUGAGAGUGGUCAUGCCAUUGUUGCACUCAAUACUGACGGUGCUCAUGCUAUACACAAGGCAACCAUUAUCCCCCGAGGUUCUGUGCUAGGGAUGGUAACUCAGCUUCCAUUUCAAGAUGAAACAUCUAUCAGCAAGAAACAGCUGUUAGCUUGUCUUGAUGUCUGCAUGGGGGGGAGGGUAGCUGAAGAGCUCAUCUUCGGCGAAGAGAGUAUUACGACUGGUGCCAGCAGUGAUCUCCGGACAGCCACAGAGCUUGCUCACUACAUGGUGUCAACCUGUGGAAUGAGUGAUGCGAUUGGCCCAGUGUAUGUUAAAGAACGACCAGGUUCUGAGCUGCAGUCACGAAUAGAUGCAGAAGUGCUCAAGCUCUUGCGAGAAGCUUGUGAUCGAGUCAGACGGUUACUGCAGAAGCAUGAAAAUGCAUUACAUGCGCUAGCUAAUGCGCUACUUAAAUAUGAAACUCUCAGUGCGGAUGAGAUUAAAAGAAUCCUAAAUCCUUACCAACAGAAAGAGGAGCUUGCUUUGACUUGAGAGAACGCCUUGACUAUUUGCAAAAGUCUUUCCUCACUGUAAAGUAGUGUGUACAGUAAUGCAAUGUAGGUCGAUUUUUUGAACAGCUUGUGAUAAUUCUUGGUAUAUAUAUGAAGUGUGGAAAGGAAACUAGGAGUUACUCCUCCCAAGUUCACAUCAAACUUUGCUGGGGAAUGCAGGAGAACGAAAUCCUUUUGCUGGGAUAUGAUUCUUUUAGCUCGGUUGAUUAGAGCGGCCAUAUUGAGUAGAAAAAGGAAGGAAAGGGAACAUAAUUUUCGAGUUGGGAUAAGAUCUGCUGAAGAUCUAUUUCAUUUUCACAUUUGUAUCUACAAUGAAAGAGGUGUACAAAAACAGGGCAGGGCAACUUUCCAAGAAAUUUAUCCGUUCCUGAAUGUUAUUUGUGUCAUGAAUACUUAUUUGUGAGGGGGUGGCGGUAUUACAUCAAAUCGUGGUAGGAGCCUCGAUAUUUAUAUGUUGAGCAUUAAUUUGGUCACCGGAAAUGUUUCGGCUUUUCAUGGAAUUCUUGUUAGUUUUUGACUCGGCAGGAAAACGUAAAACCAUAUGAGAAAAUUGUAUUUACAGAUUAUUAUUAUUUUUUUCUUUCUUUCUAACAAAGAACUUGAUGUUU